GGAGACGUUAACGGGAAUAACCGGAUUAUGAAGGUCUGAGGAUUAGGGUCCGUCGCCGUUCCGUGAUGGGGAUAGACCGGCGGCGGAGAGCGUCGCUGGCUCUCACCUUGAACCUGGCGGCCCUGCUGCUCGCCGUGUCUGCGCUCACCACCAGCCACUGGUGCGAGGGGACGCGCAAAGUGGUGAAGCCGCUGUGCACCGGCCCGGUGAGCGCCAAACCGGCGUUCUGCAUCCUGUUCAACAGCUCCGCCGUCAACGACUCGCGGCUCGUGCACUACAUCUGGGAGACCGGAGAGGACAAAUACGUGAUGAGGAAGUUUCACACCGGAAUCUGGUUCUCCUGCGAGCAGAACCUCAACAUGUCCGGUGAAUUGUGCAGAAAUUUCCUGUACGUCGCACCCGCCAACGAAAGAGGAGUGCUCUGGUUGUGCAUUGUUGCAGAGUGCCUGUACAUUCUCCUCCUGGCCACCGGAGGCAUCCUAAUGUCACUAGAGGUGUGUCACAUUGGCAACGUUAUCAACGGCCUCAAGCUCAAUGCCUUUGCCGCCAUCUUCACUGUGCUCUCAGGUGAGGUUUGUUCCCGCUGCAGAUGGUGCUGGUUCAAGGAAUUUAAAGGUUGUUUUUGUUUCCGUCCCAUGCUUGCAAAACGUUUGUCCACUGCACCAAAGGUGAGAAACGUGAGACUUUGGGGGAACGGGGAACGAUGGAGUGGUAACGAGCAGCUGGAGGGGAGGGGAGGAGGGGGCGAGGAUGACGGGACGGGCGGGGAUGACGGGACGGGCAAGGAUGACGGGACGGGCAAUGAUGAUGGGACGGGCUCCGUGGCGCUGGUCAACCGGUGGCGAUAG
Thalassophryne amazonica is the source of this 848-nucleotide messenger RNA. RefSeq names its product germ cell-specific gene 1-like protein. Bases 66 to 848 code for a protein of 260 amino acids. The record is from RefSeq and is a predicted model, not a curated record. NCBI's taxonomy places the organism in Eukaryota, Metazoa, Chordata, Actinopteri, Batrachoidiformes, Batrachoididae. Gene Ontology annotation, cellular component: plasma membrane. The transcript is spliced from 5 exons.